Lodderomyces theae is the source of this 1074-nucleotide messenger RNA. RefSeq lists its product as uncharacterized. The record is from RefSeq and is a predicted model, not a curated record. Lineage: Eukaryota; Fungi; Ascomycota; Pichiomycetes; Serinales; Debaryomycetaceae. Gene Ontology annotation, molecular function: actin monomer binding; actin filament binding. Gene Ontology annotation, cellular component: cytoplasm; actin filament. The coding region runs from base 1 to 1074 and encodes 357 amino acids. The transcript has a single exon. Gene Ontology annotation, biological process: barbed-end actin filament capping; actin filament depolymerization.
AUGUCCACGCAAUCAGGGAUCACCGUAUCAGAACAACUCUCGAAUAAAGUCAAGAAUGACUCUUCAACUAUAAUUAUCAAGGUUUCAUCCGACUCAACUCAAUUGGUACCCGAUUCAUCCUUUCCUCAACCCAGUUCAACCUCCAUUUCGACAAUCUUUGAGCAAUUGCACAGAUACCUCUCAGCAAACUUUCCACAACCUGCUUACAUCAUUGUACCUUACCAAUCCACCAAGGUCUUUAUUUCAUUCAUCCCAGACUCAGCUCCAAUAAAGCAAAAGAUGUUGUAUGCAUCAACCAAAAACACCUUGUUGUCGAACUUGGGGUCGUCUAGUUUCGCUUAUAAGUUUGCUUGGACUGAACUAGAUGAAUUGAGUGCAGAGUACUUGGAGAAAGUGAUCAAUGAGGAUGGUGAAAGCGGCCCAUUAACUGAAGAUGAAAAGAUUUUGCAGAGUUUGAACAAUCAACAACAUAUCCAAGGUCAUGAAUACGGGUUCAAACGAGAGUUGGCAAGCAUGUCUUCUCCAGCGUCAGCAUCAUCAUCAUCCACUUCAGCAUCCGAUAUUUUGUACAAAUUUGAUGCCGAGUUGGAAAGAGAGUUUGGAAAUUUGACAAAGGAUGCAAAUGACCAAGGUUUAUUGAUUUUCAAUAUUGAUUUAGCUUCGGAAUCGAUCAAAUUGACCAACAAGUUGAAUCAAGUUGAAUUGUCGAACUUGAUUGAAAAAUUGCAAAGUAAUUCUCAAUCAGGACCAACUUAUUCCAUCUACAAUUACUCCCCACAAAGGUACACAUUCAUGUAUAGUUGUCCAUCAGGUUCGUCAGUCAAGGACAGAAUGAUUUAUGCUGCUUCCAAAAACAGUUUGAUUAACCACUUGAAGACAUAUUUCAACAAAGACACCUUUUUGGACAAAAAUUUAGAAGUUGGCGAUUGGAACGAAUUGGAAGUGAGUGAAUUGGAAGUUGAUGCACCAGGAUCAAGAUCCGAUACUCCAGCAUCUCUCUCGUCGUCAGCUUCAGACAACAAGCCAUCGAGUGGACUAAAGUUUAGUAAACCAAAGGGACCUCGUAGAAGAUAG